UGUUGUCUCUUCUUCUUCUUCUUCUUCUUCUUCUUCUUCCACCCCUGACUUUGUCUCUUGCUUUCUCUCUCCUUCCUCUUCCUUUUUACGCCGUGGCUUUGAUUCAGGGGUAUCUGUGUAUGUAUGUGUGCACACACACACACACACACGCAUACACUCUGUAAAUUUUCCCAAAGUCGCUUUUGUCUCUUCUGUGCUGCAUGGAGUUCUCGGAUCCUGGGGUUUUAUAAUGUAUUAGGAAUCCUUGCUAGAUGGGACCAAUAUAAAUUUCCUGACGCUCAACCCCUUUCUAGUUCACAAAUCAGUCACCCUUGUCACAUUUAUUGAAAUUCCUCAACUUGCCACACCAGGACGGUGGAAAAAGCAGGCGGCGCCUUUGUUGCUGACCAAGCUUGUGAUCGCCAGAGAGAAUUUACUUACCUUCAGAUGAGUGAGCAGAAAAAGAAAUAACACUCCCUUUGAUUUAGUUAGGAAAAUGCAGACAUUUGGAUUCAGUGCAAACAUACAACACUUGCUUGUUUUCUAGAUGCAACCCCUCGAUUAACCUGUCUUUUCCCCAGCUCAAGCCUAUUCAGAAACUAGGGAUAGUUCCUCUUUGUUCCUCUUACAAAGAACCAUUGACUAUAUAUUAAAAUGAUUGUCGAGACGUAGAAGUAUUGUACUUUCAAAAGAGACCAUCUUUGUGACUCAGUUCAUGAAGGAAAUCCACUUGGGCCUGGGAAUGAAUUUAUUCAUUUAUAUUUAUUAUUUCGGUAAACUGGGAUUAUAGAUGUUUAAAUAUGGGAUAUCAUUUUGGACCAAAUGUUUUUAGUAUCCAGAAAUGGAGGGAAGAAAAGAGAAAGAGGGAGGGUGGGAAGGAGGAAACAAAAGUUAUCCAAAAGUCAGACCCUUCGAGGUUUGAACCUAGAUAUGUGUGAUUUCAUGGCGUAUUUCCAUACAAAUCUUUCCAGUUCCCUUUUGAGUUAGGAAAUAAUUCAGCCCUUCCUUAUAUAGUGUUUCUAAUUUUAAAGCUACACGUUUGGAGGAAAUAUAUUGAGGGCACGGUUUUAGAAACGGGUUAGAUGUUCUUUUUCAAAGCAUUAUGUCCUUUCGCUAUCAUGCCAUGAAUGUUAUGUAUCAGAUUUCGCUGUUGGUUCAGGACAGAAAAGAAGGUUCUCUGAACCCUUUAGGUAGCGCGGUAGUUUUCGUAGAUAUUUUCUAUUAAACAUAAUGAAGAGAAUGAAGCUUGCAAAGGAGGAAAGAGAAAAUAAUCUCCAGGGUCCUAAAGCAACAGGUCUGGAGUAUCUCUUGGCCAUGGAAAUAAGCUUGGGGAUGCAUGAGGUGGAUUGGGCUGGAGGGAUGAAGGGUCCCCCUGCCGCUAACCCCAGGGCGAGGGUCGAGGGCUUUAGGAACAUUUUGUCCCAGAGAGAAGAAGGGAAAUAUCCCAUUUCUUCCUUGUGGUUAGCACAAGGCAUCAGAUCUAGAGCAAAACUUCCAGAUCUAGAGCAAAACUUACAAGAUCUUCCAAGGUCCCAGUCACAGAAGGGCACGAGCCAAUUGUUUGUUUGUUUGUAUAUUGGGGCUGUAGUAUGUACAUUUGUGACCAGUCCAUUCAUGGCAUGUGUGUGUGUGGUGUGUGGUGUGUGUGUGUGAGAAAGAGAGCCAGCGAGCCAUGCUGUGGACAAGGGGUCGUGGGCUGCAGAACUUAUCAAGUGGGAUUUGCGGCAGGCUCUCUGCAUGAAGCGAGAGCUGCUCCAGUUCAAAGCCCCAUGCACCAACGUGUCAUAGAAGCCACUAAAAGAUCACCCCGGUGGUGCUUUCCUGCCUCGCCAUCCAUUGCCCAACUGCUCUCAGAUGGCGAGAGGAGAAGAAAGGAAGGAUGGCUGCCCCGAUGGAGUCGCCCAAGAGGGGCUUUGCUUUGGCUUGAUGUCACCACAGCCCACCUAGCCUUCACCCACCCACCUGCCUGCCCACGCACCCACCCACCCCCAAGCCUCUCCUCUCCUUUGCCUUUCCCUCCUUUAUCCUUCCCUUCCCUUUCCCUAGCUUUGGUCAGUAGUGAGCAGAAAUGAGGGGACCUCAGCUUCAACAGGUGGAGUGGGGAACCAAAUCAGAAAAUAAGGCAAAAGGUUGCCCUUGUAAUGAGGAAAAGAAAACGACUUCACAGAAACCUUCUGGAACAGUCAAGUAGCAGCUACCCUGGACACCAUGCUCUUCCUCACCACCUCCACCACCACCACGCAGAAGCCGGGACUCACUCGCUUUUCCCCGGACUGCACCAGGAGCAACCUCCUCCCCAUGAAGCUCCAGGUGGCCGCCUGAACGGACAGCUCAGGCUGGGGCUACCUGGAGACAUGUACGCCCGGGCCGAGCCCUUCACGCCAGUGCCAGUCUCCAGGACAGACCCCUUCGCGGCCUCCUCCUUCCACGGCUACAGUGGCAUGAACCUUAACCUGGCCCCCCACCACGGCCCGGGGGCCUUCUUCCGCUACAUGAGGCAGCCCAUCAAGCAGGAGCUCAUCUGCAAGUGGAUCGAGCUAGACCAGGCGCCCCAGAAACUAUGCUCGAAAACUUUCAGCACCAUGCACGAGCUGGUGACCCACGUCACCGUGGAGCACGUCGGCGGGCCCGAGCAGUCUAACCACAUCUGCUUCUGGGAAGAGUGUCUCCGGGAGGGGAAGCCCUUCAAGGCCAAGUACAAGCUGGUCAACCACAUCCGCGUCCACACGGGAGAGAAGCCCUUCCCCUGCCCCUUCCCGGGAUGCGGGAAAGUCUUCGCCCGCUCCGAGAACCUCAAGAUCCACAAAAGGACGCACACAGGGGAGAAGCCCUUCAAGUGCGAGUUUGAAGGCUGCGAGCGGCGCUUCGCCAACAGCAGCGACCGGAAGAAGCAUUCCCACGUGCACACGAGCGACAAGCCCUACAACUGCAAAGUGCGAGGCUGCGACAAGUCCUACACCCACCCCAGCUCCCUGCGGAAGCACAUGAAGGUCCACUGCAAGUCCCCUCCUCCCAGCUCGGGCUACGAGUCCUCCACCCCGUCGCUGGUGUCGCCGUCCUCCGACUGCGGGCGGGAAGCCCCCCAGCCCCUGCCGCCGCUGCCGCCGCCGCUUCCUCCUCCUCCUCCUCUCGCCUCUUCCUCCUCCUCAGCCCCACCGGCCUCCUCCUCCUCUUCCUCUUCCUCCUCCUCCAGCCAGGCGGCGGCCAACCUGAGCGAAUGGUACGUGUGCCAGAGCUCAGGGGCCGGCGGCAUCCCGACUCCACCCAGUAACUCUCCGUCACCUCACCCGGGAGAGGCCGCUUACACAAACUGUGAUCCUCGGCCCGGUUAUUAAAGUCAAUACGGUAGGACUGCUGGACUGCCUGCCGACGGCGAUACCCUGCAUUGUUCUCCUCUUCCUCGUUUCAGGGUCAGAGGAAAGCCUGGCUGUUAGAGAAGAGGAGCAGGAACAGAUCCUGCGUGUGAGGAUCUCCUCUCCUCUCUCCUCUCCUCUGAUCCGAAAUGCUGCACAGGCCACUGGAGAGAAGCGACACCGACCUCCCCCCUUCAAGACCCACCUACAGCCCUUUCCUCAACUCCCUUUUGUAUUUAUUAUGGUGCCAGGCACCCAGGACAGUCAAGGGAUUAAUUACCCUCUCCUUCUCCAAGCCGUCCCUUCCUUCUAAUGUUAUUCUUUCCCGCCCUUCUGCUCUAAGACAAGACUUUUUUGGACUCGCCUCCUUCUCAUGUGUUUACAAACGGCCUCGAUCUCAGUUGAAACCGUCCUUUUGUAUCUCAAUGAACCAAAGUGUUUUAAUACGGAUUUCUAGCUCUAUAGUCGUGCUGGUGUCACUCUCGUGAUGGUGUGAUUUCCCCCCCUUGGGCUUUUUUUGUUGGUUGGUUGGUUUGUUAGCCUAAUGUUUUAGUUUUAUUUGUUUUAUUUCUUUGUUUUGGCCCCAUGUGUCUGCUUUCUUUAUUUUUUUAAAAAAGGAAUAUUAGUCUCUAUAAAUUUAUUCUUCCCUUAAGUAAUUGUACACCAAUCGAUCCAUUCAAUGCUUUGAUUAAUUUGCCCAAUUUCAGUUGACCUUUUUUUUUGGAAAUAAUCUAUUUUUUGCCACUUCAAUUUCCCUUCCCAGCAUAUUCUUCCCACGUGUCACUAAUAAAACAGCCCCGAGGGUGGCUUAAUGAUUUAUGGUACAUUUUAAUUUACACUAGUAAUGGAUUUAAAUGCAUAAACAUAUUCUCUUUUUCUCUCCUGCUCUCCCUCCCCGUGUCAUUUCUGUUGCCUUGUGAGUUCUUGUGAUUCCUAGUGGAUGGAAGGUGAGAUCCAUGUUAAUUUGGGGGGGGGGGGGGGGGGCAAUGUUAUGAGUGACGUCAUUGUGCUGAUUCUCUUGGAUUGUCCAAAGGGAUCCAUUGGCGUGUCCAUUUCUCUGAACUGAUGGUGUAAACCCAGUGGUGGUCUUGUUUUCAAACGCACAACAGUUGUUCUGUAAAAUAAUAAUUCGAAACUAUUAUUAAUUUUUUUGUAAUGGCAAAAUAAAAUGGUUUUAAGAUCUUGAACAUA
Anolis carolinensis (green anole) is the source of this 4523-nucleotide messenger RNA. It is a transcript of the gene zic4, whose product is annotated as Zic family member 4. Gene Ontology annotation, biological process: negative regulation of transcription by RNA polymerase II; positive regulation of transcription by RNA polymerase II. Gene Ontology annotation, molecular function: DNA-binding transcription factor activity, RNA polymerase II-specific; RNA polymerase II cis-regulatory region sequence-specific DNA binding. Bases 2121 to 3314 code for a protein of 397 amino acids. Gene Ontology annotation, cellular component: nucleus. The record is from RefSeq and is a predicted model, not a curated record. Lineage: Eukaryota; Metazoa; Chordata; Lepidosauria; Squamata; Anolidae. The transcript is spliced from 4 exons.